GUUUUUCUCAUGCAUUGCGACUAUAUAAGAACCGGUAUGCGUCUUUAUGCAGUCAUUGGGAGAAAAGGGGACUGAAAACUUCAUGCAAAGAUGGCAAGACUAGCUGAUGCUCUGGCGGUGCUAUUUAUUUUCAUAUCAUUAUGGUGGCAUUCAUCAUCGGCAUUACCAACGACAGCAAGUGGCGAAAACUACUUAUGCAACGGGUUAUGUGGGGUCACAAGAAUGCGAUGCUCAUGUACAGAAUUAUGUUUAGAAAAUAAUGACUGCUGCGUGGACUACUUGCGUUCCUGUAGAGUCCACCAUAACUUACAACAUAUGGAUACAACGCAAUGGAAAGAUGAUGUGUGUGCUACUGGGACAGAGAUGAAGUGUUCGGAUAGGUACACGACUCCACCGUUAAUAAUAUUUUCCAUCGAUGGGUUCCUGGCGGAAUAUCUCUACAGGGAAAAGACGCCCACGAUUUGGAAAUUAGCCACUUGCGGCGUCCACGCACCCUAUAUGAGAUCCGUGUACCCGACCAAAACGUUUCCAAAUCAUUACACGAUAGUUACUGGUUUGUAUCCUGAAAGCCAUGGUAUCAUAGAUAACAAGAUGUUUGACAAUGAUUUACAAUUGGAAUUCAAAAGAGGAUCGACCGCUUCGCAACCCCACUGGUGGGGUGGGGAACCGAUUUGGGUUACCGCAAGAAAACAAGGAAAAAAGAGUGCGGCUUACUUUUGGCCUGGCUCAGACGUAAACAUAACAAUGUACCCAAACUAUUACAACACGUAUAACAAAUCAGUUUCACACGAGGAACGAAUUUAUCAAGUUUUAGACUGGCUUGACAUGCCUGAGUCUGAAAGACCUGAGCUGAUCGUUUCCUAUGCCAGUGUUGUGGACCAUGCUGGCCACAAAUAUGGACCAGAUUCGAUUCAAGUAAAUCAAGCGCUGGCGAAAGCAGAUGCGUACGUUAGCAUGCUCAUGGAUGGACUGAAAAUGAGAAAUUUGCACAACUGUGCGAAUGUAAUUGUACUUGCUGAUCACGGCAUGUCUGAUAUUAGCUGUGAUAGAAAGACAAGCAUCGAGGACUACGGCGUGGAUGUGGACACAGUGUAUUUUAGGGAUGGUGCUAUCGGAAAAGUGGGCAGAAGCCACGAUCCUAACUUGGCUGAUUUAUUCGACGCUAAAAGUAUUUACAACCUGCUGAAAUGUUCACACGAAAAAAGCCACUGGCAGGCAUUUCUUAAGAAUCAAUAUCUCCCUAAACGAUUUCAUCACGCAAAUAAUAAUCGAAUAGAAGAAGUGAUACUAGCGAUGGACGACGGUUGGAUUUCGGAAGGACGUAAAGAUACAUUCGAAGAUUGCGACGGAGGAAGUCAUGGAUUCGACAACGAGUUUAGCAGUAUGCACGCACUUUUCGCCAGCCAUGGACCAGGAUUCAAAAGGAAAUUGAACACGACUGAUCCGUUCGAAAACAUUGAGCUGUACAACCUAAUGGCAGAUCUGCUUAAAAUCGACGCUGCUCCAAACAACGGUACAAAAGGAUCCAUUUACCACAUAAUGUCCAAGCCUCAUGAACUGACUUCAGAUAUUGCUGUUAACCUAACUGCAUGCGGUACCCUUGAACCAAAUGCCUACAAGCAACCUUGUACACCGUGCCCGGAUAUAUCGAUUGAAGAAGCAAACGAUCGCCUAUUGAAUUCAUCCAACGACGCAGAAUCACGUAGAGGCAAUACGUUGUAUGGUUUGCCUCAGAACAGCAACGGAAACAUUUUAUCCUGUCUACUAAUCCACGAAGAUUAUAUUAACGAGUACGAUCAAUACUUAAGAACUCCGUUAUACGUGACAUACACAUUAGAUAAAACGGUUUUUUAUGAGCACCCUCUUAACGAAUGUAUUAGACCUGAAGCUAGACUUCCACCGGACAAUACGUACCCUUGUAUUGACUACAACAUGAACAAGGGCGAUGGCACGUCCUAUGCUUUCCUAUACUCACCAGGACUAUCGAAAGGAAUGGCCAUAUACGAUGCAACAGUAGAAACCAAUCUCGUGCCCAUGUAUGAGCCAGCUAAGGAAGUUUGGAAUUACAUGACACAGAUCCUAUCAGAAUGGUCACUAAAAUAUAACGGAAUAAACGUCGUUGCUGGCCCUGUAUUUGAUUACGAUCACGACGGACAUAGAGAUAAUAUGGCUACACUGAAAAGUACUGGGAAAUUUAUUACAAUUGGAGCAACUACAGUACCAGUACCGACCCACUUUUUCCUUGUAAUUUCUCGGUGCGUUCAAAGCGGGCAGAAUACCAACGUGACGUCAUGCGUGACGUCACCACGAGACGUGGAGAUACUAAGUUUCAUAAUUCCGAACUACUCUGAAAUUAUUUGCCACAAACCCGACCAAGCACCUAGCGAUUGGAUACCGAAAACGCUAAAGGAACACGUCGCUCGACUGAGGGAUGUUGAAAUACUGACCGGAUUGUCUUUCCUACCAAAAUGGACGCACGCACAAAACGUCGACCAAGAAACCAGAGUUGAAGCCACGCGUCUGAGGCUCAGAUUGCCACAGUUUGAUAGCCAGUGGAUGAUGGACUUUUUAAAUUACGAAGCCUCAAAGUAAAACAUUUUUCACUGCAUAAAACUUGUAUUAAUAAAACGGGGCCAAAAUGUGUGAGUUUACAAUGAACAAUUAAAACUCCUCCAUCGUUUUUAAGUACUUGUUUUAUAUGAUAUUUUGUUUUAACAUGACGACAAGAUUUUUCUCGAUGGGGUCAAUAGAUUUACAGUUAAACUUGAAAAGGGAAUUUAAACGAAUAAUCGUGCAGCUGUUAUAAUAAAUACAUUGGCCUACGCACUUUCUAAUAAACCGACUGUUAAUUAAUAACACA
This is a messenger RNA of Ciona intestinalis (vase tunicate), 2860 nucleotides long. NCBI's taxonomy places the organism in Eukaryota, Metazoa, Chordata, Ascidiacea, Phlebobranchia, Cionidae. The record is from RefSeq and is a predicted model, not a curated record.